This is a messenger RNA of Batrachochytrium dendrobatidis JAM81, 1215 nucleotides long. RefSeq lists its product as uncharacterized. The record is from RefSeq and is a predicted model, not a curated record. Gene Ontology annotation, molecular function: RNA polymerase II complex binding; chromatin binding. Gene Ontology annotation, biological process: transcription elongation by RNA polymerase II. Gene Ontology annotation, cellular component: Cdc73/Paf1 complex. The coding region runs from base 1 to 1215 and encodes 404 amino acids. NCBI's taxonomy places the organism in Eukaryota, Fungi, Chytridiomycota, Chytridiomycetes, Rhizophydiales. The transcript has 7 exons.
AUGUCCAACCCAAAAAAAGUUCUUCAAGACUUUGCAUUCAAGUUAUCUUAUAGGAACACUCUGCCAGAAAUCCCUUUUGAUCCUAAGCUGCUAGAACAUCCGUUUCCAAAAGACCGUCACUACAAGUACACUUACAAUUCCUUGUAUGCGUCCACUCCACACCUCGUGUAUGCUGCUGAUGAUGAAAACGGACUUCCUUUGAACCUACUUGCACAUGGAUAUUUGGAGAAUGCAUUCCGUAACCCUCAUGCUGCUUUACUACAACCCAACCCAGAUGCGCUUGAUCCAGAAGAUCUUGAAUUGCUGGUUCCGCCUGUGGAUGCAAAACUUGCUUCUGAUAAUGCUGAGGCUACUCGUGUACGCCCUGUCGUUCCUUGGCUACGGCGGACAGAAUAUGUUGCAGUUGAAGGCAAAACAUACGGUCGUAGAGCCGAUACAGGUGUUGAAACAAAAAUGGGUAUUUCUAUUAAAAAGGAUAAGCAUCUUAGCAGUCUUAUGGACAGAUCUGAAGAGGCUCAAAUGCUGGCCAUUGAAAACACAUUUGAAACAGCAGCGGCAGCAACUCUCAGCAAUCUCAAACAUCCAACCAAUCCGGAUCUCAAACUCGUAGAGAUUUUCCCUAUUUAUCCUGAUUUUGAGUUUUGGCCUAAUUUAUAUCAGCUUGUUACUUUUGAUGAUGAUCCGAUUUCUCGAGCGCCUGGUGGUGGAGCUACUGAUGCUGAUGGAACCGAGUAUGAACACGAUCUCAAACUGGAUCGAGCUAUUAUCAAACCCAUUGCAAAUCCUGAAGAUGAUACGGAUUUUACCAUGGCAUUCUAUACUCCAACGGAUGCUUCAGCAAGUGCUGUACGUGAGCAUCGUGAACGCCAAAAGCAUUUGAUGGCACAAGGUCAUGAUAUCGAAGAUGAAGAUGAAGAUCAGUCUCAUGAGUAUAAAUUUCGUCGUGACUUUGACGAAAGCGUUAGCAAAUCAAACUAUCCCUUUUGUAUUGAGCUUCGAAAAGAAGAAGGAGGUGCAUUUUACAGUAUGCUUCCUAAACGUAUGACGCUGCGCAAAAAACGUGCUUUGAACAAGCGCGAGCGCGACUACGAUGUAGAGUAUGAGAAGCCUACCAAAAUUCUUGUUUCUCAUCGUGAACUUACAGCUGAGGAGAUUUCCGAAAGAAAUACAAAGAUGAAGGAUCUUUUACAGCGUGACGAUAUUGAUGACGAAUGA